UGUGGAGCGGCUGCCUAAAGGAAGCCUAGUUGCUACAGCGUCGUCCCUAGUGUCUUACCAGGCAAGAAAUAUGGAGGAAAUAGAAGAAUCUCCUCCUGUUUCUGAAGACCUGCUGCCCUGCAAAAUAUGUGGAAGAAACUUUUUUUCAAGGGUUCUUAAGAAACAUGUGCUAAUCUGCCAGAAGACAGCAGCAAAGAAAAGGAAGGUUUUCGACUCCUGCAGGCAAAGGGCAGAGGGGACCGACAUUUCUACAGUCAAACCCAUAAAACCAAAGUUGCAAAGUUCUUCCAGCAGCUCUAAGUCUGAUAAACCUGAACCACCGAAGAAACAGUCCAAUUGGCGCCGAAAGCAUGAAGAAUUCAUUGCCACCAUUCGCGCUGCUAAAGGUUUAAAUCAAGUCAUGAAAGAUGGUGGACCCCUUCCUCCACCCCCUCCUCCAUCCUAUGAUCCAGAUUAUAUCCAGUGUCCCUAUUGCCAGCGACGCUUCAGUGAGAAUGCAGCAGAUCGCCACAUCAAGUUCUGUAAAGAGCAAGCAUCCAGAAUCUCCAACAAGGGCAAGUUUCCUGGGAGUGAUAAAGCCAAACCGCCAGCCAGGACUCAGUACAAACCUCCACCAAAGGCAAAUUCUCCCGCUGUAUCCACAGUGUCUUCUCGUCUACCUCAGCGCUCAGCAUAUGGGCAGAGUGCUGGCACAGGUAUUCCUAGCAGCAAAACCUCAUCCACUGGCUUAGUGAAGAGCAUAUCAUCAGGAUACUCUCCAUUACGGAACUCCUCCUCUGGCUUGACCAGCCCUCCCUCCGAAGGGAAUAUGAAACCCAAGGGCAUGGUUUCACAAAGCUCGCUGAGAAAUCCACCUUCUGGAAUAGGGAUGAACAAGAAGAAGGUCCAAAAUGCAGACAACUGUAUUUCAAGGAAUGAUGUGAAAAAUGAAAAUGAAAUCAAUUUUUCCACAACGGGCACCAAGUUUUGCCAUGAGUGUGGGACCAAGUACCCUGUGGACUGGGCCAAGUUCUGCUGUGAGUGUGGAGUGAAACGAAUGUGCAUUUAAUAAGUACACAUAAUAGUAAGACUGACUCACUGUAGCCUAAAAAAACUGAGUAUUCCUUUCCAACCCAAGAACUAGUGUACUUGGCAAAUCCUUGUGCUGUACAAAUAUUUCACUUGCAAUCUGCUUUUGUUUCUAUAGAAUGAAUCCCAUCUCAACCUUCUGCUGUUUUUUUUUUUGUUUUUUUUUGUAAUAUGAAAGUGCAAUAUGAUUGGUUACUGCUACAAAAGUAGUAGUAUUAUCACCGUUAUAGUUAUGAUUAAAAUAUUGAUAUGUUAAAUUGAUCUAGGCUUUAAAAUGGGACCAUAUCACACACAAAAUGCAACUAUUCUAAUGUUAACAGGUCAAUGUCUUAUUGUAGUGUCAUUUUGAGGGAAUUCAAAUGCUAUCGUUGUUUUACUUAAA
This is a messenger RNA of Sinocyclocheilus rhinocerous, 1450 nucleotides long. RefSeq names its product zinc finger, C2HC-type containing 1A (gene zc2hc1a). NCBI's taxonomy places the organism in Eukaryota, Metazoa, Chordata, Actinopteri, Cypriniformes, Cyprinidae. The transcript is spliced from 10 exons. The coding region runs from base 71 to 1048 and encodes 325 amino acids. The record is from RefSeq and is a predicted model, not a curated record.